GCUCGCUUUGCGCCACUGAAGGGCUCAUGAAGCCGCAGUUGUUAAUGCGUAUCGACUACAAUCCCGGCAUGCGCGAUUGUUCGGGCGCAUAUGGCGGAGAGCUAUGACUGAGGAUUUGGAUGAAGAGGUUGUGUUCGAGAACUCUCCACUGUUCCAGUAUUUGCAGGAUCUAGGACAUACAGAUUUUGAGGCAUGUUCACCCAUCUCUCAGGCUCAGGAGGAGGAGCUGAAUGCCCAAGAGAGGCUUCUUCCCCGGGACGUCCUCUCCCCUCCUCGAAAUGGUGGUAUUUGGAGGUUGGCUGAGGCUCUGUGGAGUCUGACUCCGUUCCAUCAGGGCAGUGCCCCCCUGCGGCUGGAGCAGCAGCUGGACACUGCAUUUCGUCAGUACUCUCUGCGCUGUGUCUUGUCUCAGGAUGUGUUGCUGCAGGAGGAUGUGGAGCUGAUUGAGCUUUUAGACCCCAGUGCUCUCUCUCUAGGCUCCACUAAUACUGUCUGCCCCAGUGCAACCACAGCUCUCCCUGCACCAUACUACCUCUCACCACCGUCACUAUGGGAUGUCUCCGUAUUGGUCGGACUGGUGGCCGUCCUCCUUGCUGUUUGGUGUUCUUGUCCUGAGGAUGAUCAGGCCCUGUUGUGGCUGGGUGUGUGUGCAGUGUGUGUGCUGUGUGUGCGUCGUAGUGUGUCUCUCUGGCGUAAGGCAGGGCUGCAGCAGCGCGUUCAAUCUCAAGCCAUCCAGCUGGAGAGUCUGGUGAUGAACAGUCGAGCGCUGACGAGCCUGGCCCGCAAAUCACUCCGUCUAAUCCAAGAGACUGAGGUCAUCUCACGUGGAUUCACCCUUUUACUCGACAGGGUGAGUGCGGCCUGUCCCUUUAACAGGGCGGGGCAACUGCGCAGCCAGCAGCUGAUUGGUCUGAGGAAGGCAGCCUAUCAGAGUCUACGCUGCGCCUUCAGAGCCUCCCGGCUCGCUACCUGCAUCAUGCUUAAAUCUUUUCCACUCAAUUCGGAGAUCGACAAUGUCACUAACUACGUCUCCACUGUGCCUAUCAGAGAGCUCGGUCUCGGCCUGGGGGCGGAGCAUCUCUCGGAUGAACAGGCACAGGAGCUGACCAAUGACUACAGCCUGCCUGCCCUAAAGCUGUUGUUUCAGUUGUGGGUGGGUCAGAGUUCGGAGUUUUUCCGCCGACUGGCUCUGCUUCUGUCCUCGGGGAGAGAGGAGCCAGAGUCCAAGCCCCGCCCACUGGCCUACAACAGCGUGGCUACCAUUACUAGCUCCCUCCAUCCCACCCUGGCUGGUUGCCUGGGCGAACUGCAGCGCAGCUACGACUUUCAUCGUUACUUUGAGACACAGCAUCAGUCGGCAGCCUCAGGUCGGAUGGGACGUGCCAGGCAGAAAUGCAGAGAGCUCAACUCCCUGCACACGUCUGUCCGCAGCCUGCAGCUCCACCUCAAAGCCCUGCUCAGCGAGGUGAUCAUCUUGGAAGAUGAGUUGGAGAAGCUGAUGGUUGCUAAGGAAACAGAGGAGGUGACGUGUGCAGGGUAUCAGGAGUUGCGGGAGAGGCUGCACCUCCUGCAGCCCCACAUGCAGGCCAGCUCUUGCUGCUGGGAUGACAUGACAGCACAGGUGGAGCGCAUGCUGCGCAGGGUCACCAGCUGUCCAGGAAGUGCAGAAACUCCAGAGGAAGCAGCCGGUCCUGCCCCACCUCCUCCUGCCCCCAUCACGCACAUACAGAACAGAGACCCCGUCCCAGAGGAACAGGAACUGGAGGCGUAUGUCUCAGAGUCUGACUCGGACACCGAGUGGGGUGGGGCAGUGGACAUGCUGUCGCCAUGGGAGCGCGAGCGCCAGCGGCGUGAGAGGGAGGAAUCGCGCAGAGUCCUGCUGGAGCUCAAAUCCGUCCUGGGGAUCCGAACGUCAGAGGGAGAGAGAGACAAACGCAAAGUCAUGCUGUUCAGCGACCAAGCCGCUUUGGCCCAGGCCGCAACAGAGACAUCAGAGCAUCCCAUUAUUCCAGAAACCUCAGUCGUUCCAGACUGCCUGGAGCUCACAAUUGCUGCAGGCAACCAUGUAUCUCAGCAGCCGCUAGGAGGAGAGGGAGAGGAGGAGAGGGAGGAAGGACAGACUGAGAAAGACAGCACGGAGGACCGAGAGAAAGACACAGAAACGACAGAAUUCUGCUGCGGUACCGCAGACAUCACCGGGGAUACGGGAACAGAAGAUGAGGGAGGGGGGCGGAGUGUGACGGAAGGAACGCAGCUCUUUCAGUCGGAUGGGCUGAUUGAUGAGGAGGGGGCAAGACAAGACGGGACACACCCCCUUUCUCCCAGAGUCCCCACUCUUUCAGUAAUUGACAGGCUGACAGAACUGCAUGGCUCAGAAGUGCUUAGUUUAGGCUCCGCCCUCGCCGCCCAAGUAGCUGCUCGCUCACACACCUUCACACACCUGCAGGAGUGCACCUACGGGGACUCAGAAGAGGGGGAGGAGGAGGAGGAGAUGUCACAGUUGGAGGAUGUGACAUCACAGCCCGAGGAGCAGCGCUGAAGAGCUACAAAUUUUGAACUGUUUUACCACAUAGAGGUUAUUUAUUCCCAUCUAGAUUUAUUUAUUGAGCUUGAGUUCAGGACAUGGGCAUCAACGGAUGUAGCUGGUGAAUGAGUGAGUUUUAUAUGUUCUUUGUGUGCCUCUGUGUGUGCGCGUGUGUCUGUCUGCUUGUCUUUAAUGUCAUAUAAAUCCAUCAGUCCCACUUUUCUCCCAGUAUCCCUCAGGUACAAGCUAGCACAUACAGACACAUCCUACAGUUGUCAGCAAGCAUGUAUACACACACACGCAUACACACCUUAAUAGAAUAAUUUACAUUCAUACUUCUAAUGCUCAUUAUUUGUUUGUUACAUGUCUAGGUGCAGCGUAUAUUGUUGCGAUUGAGCUUGUACAGUGAUUCAUAUUUACAGAAUCACAGAUCAAAUCUUGCCAAACAAGAACAAACCAUGUUAUUGAUGUGAAGCACCACUCUUACGGUACAAGUCACACAAAUUCAUCACCCGAAAUUUCACCCCAAUUCACUUUCAGCAAGGUGCGGAAAGUUGAGCUGGCUUCAGCUUUACACAAAGUUGACGUGCCAUGCUGACUAUUUAGGCAAAAAGCAACAACAAGGGUGCCUACGUAGUUCUGUCUGAACCAGGUAUGUCAAAUUCGUUUUACCUUAUUUAACACUGAAUUCAGUUCAUGGAGGCCUUGCUCAUGAGCUGAUGAGUUAAAUCAGAUGUGUUCAAUGACACAGAACGCUGUGAAAUAGCCAGUUUAGGGGAAGCCUUGCCACCUUUCUAUUCCUCCCGGAAGGUAGAUCUUUAGGACAAGGGUUGCUGACCCUGUAUUAUAGCAAACAGGUUUCGGGCAGUAGGACACUAGCUUUACUGCGGCUUAGUGCUGUUCAACUCAUUGGUGGAGUAAAGCGGUUCAGUCUUACUGAUGUCAUGAAUGUACAUGAAGCCCUGUUAUGAAAUCUUAUAAAAUUGAUGAGUAAGAAUUUACAAGCUAUGAUUUUGCACAAAAGAUCCAUAGGACACGUUCAUUUUGGAGUCUCUCAGGAGCACCCUCUAGCAUUUGACAAAUCCAGAAGACAUUAUUGACUGGAAAUUCAUGCAUGGUCUAGCUAACUUAGGGUGCUUAUUCUCCAUAUUUUUAGCCGGAUGGAGUGGGAACAUGUCACUGGAAACGGUUGUAAAUAGGCAAAAAAUAAUAGUUUAAAUACACUACAUGGACAUACUUUACAAAAGCAUUUAAUUUAAAAAGGCCUUUUAGAACCAACUCUGCAAGAAUAGUCAACUUGAGAAGAUAAUUUAUUUGGAUUUUUUUUUUUUUUUUUUUUGGACUCAUGAUUGAGUUCAUUUGUAUCCUACGUUAUAGAGAGAUGUCCCUCAAGCACUGGCGAAGGAUACAGAGGGAGAAUUCCGUGCUGCUUGCAGGGGACACAUACCAUUAGGCUGCAUUCAGAUGGCAGGAUGCAGAUUCCAUGGCCUCCGUUCAUUCCGCUAUGGCUACCGUUUUUUUCUGUUGGGAUGCUUGCAUUGCAGAUUAAGUUGAAAAAAUUUCAACUUAAGCCUUUGUCAUUUGUAAUUUUUGACAAAAUAAUCAAUCAAAAAAGAGAGUGGGUGAAGUUGAACUGGAGAGACAACAUGGGGCUAUAGGUCUGUAGGACAUAUUUCAGCUCGAGUAUACUUAUUAAUUCACUAGGAUACACGGCGUGCUCUGCAAUAUUAUUAAUCUAUUGUUAAGGUUUGUUUAAAGACUCUGAGAAAUAGAGGAGUACCCCUCACCAACAUAGCUUGGUGUGUAGCUUAACUUUCAUAUCACAUUGCUUCCUGGUUAUGGUGUAAAUGCCAUUUGCAAAUGUUGAAUCCUGGUGAGCUUUUUCCAUAUUUUGCUACCUAUCAAGAUCCAAACCAUUCCUUUUGCACUUUGCAAAAAUAUCCUCUGCCAUCUGACUGCAGCCUUUUGAAGCAGGAAAAGCUACCUGACUGUUGAUAGUGCCCACUUGUGGAGAAUUCUGCCUGCUAAAUAUGAAUGAGUCCAUGAGGUGCUUCACAUCCAAUAAUGACUUUUUGAUUGAGGAGCUGCUCCUGUACUGUGCUUCUGAAGGAAAAAUGUCCAUCAUAGAGUUUGCCCCUUGGUUCAGCUCCGACCAGUGGCAUAAUCUGGGAUGUCUGUUGUUAUCUCACCAUCUGGGGUUGCACGGUAUGUUAUAUUAAGAUAUUAAGAUUAAAUAUGGGGUGGGCAAUAUAGCAAAAAUAUAACCUCAUGAUACUUUGACAUUUUCUUGAUAAAAAGAAUCACAAUAUUGAAUUUUUCUGAGGUUUUCACAGGCUGCACUAAAGUAAGUCUAAUUAAACGGCUAAUUAUGCUUUCUUUGUAAUAAAACAUGCAGUCAGUGUUCAACGAUGUCCACAAUAUGGCCAAAAAAGCCUAUUGUCAUCUACAAAUAUAGUCAUAUUGCCCAGCACUAUACGAUAUAGCUACAUAUUGUGAUAUGCCUUACAAAAUGCAUUGGUGAAUCAGUAAUAUAACAUGGUAAAAAGGUUGGCCUGCAUUGUUUUGUCUAAAAUCCUUUACUUUUGUAGGAUCCCGUUGCCUUGAUUUAACCAAAAACUCAUCUGGAAUGUUCGCGCUCCCAAUAAACAACUUUGCUUAAAUA
This is a messenger RNA of Pygocentrus nattereri (red-bellied piranha), 5186 nucleotides long. RefSeq names its product vezatin, adherens junctions transmembrane protein (gene vezt). Lineage: Eukaryota; Metazoa; Chordata; Actinopteri; Characiformes; Serrasalmidae. Gene Ontology annotation, cellular component: plasma membrane. The transcript has 12 exons. Gene Ontology annotation, biological process: cell-cell adhesion. Bases 104 to 2539 code for a protein of 811 amino acids. The record is from RefSeq and is a predicted model, not a curated record. Gene Ontology annotation, molecular function: myosin binding.